This is a messenger RNA of Salvia miltiorrhiza (redroot sage), 822 nucleotides long. RefSeq lists its product as uncharacterized. NCBI's taxonomy places the organism in Eukaryota, Viridiplantae, Streptophyta, Magnoliopsida, Lamiales, Lamiaceae. The transcript has 2 exons. The record is from RefSeq and is a predicted model, not a curated record. Bases 52 to 765 code for a protein of 237 amino acids.
AGCACCUCUCCUUAGAUAUAUUGCAAGCUUUUCAUUAUUUUCUUCCCCAAAAUGACAUUCCCACCGCCCGGCUCCCAAACACUAUACCUUUAUCCUUGCAAAUGGGAUGCAAGCAAGGACGAAUUGCUCAUUGUUUCUUUAAUUAAAAAAAUUGAAGAAUGUCGCCCCACGCCACCACACCUCUCCCCACAUGCACUCAUUGACGCUAUGAAGAAACUAAACUCGCAAUUAAAUGCCGAUGUCUCGUUGAAUGAAGUGGAGGGACGGGUCGCCUUUCUACAUGAUCGGUACAUAUGCUUCAAAUGGUUGUGCAAAGUGAAAGAGACGUAUUACGAUCAACGAAGCAAUUUUGUUCACGCCGUUGACGACGUGUGGGUACGAUUGUUUAAGGAAAAUCCAUUGUCCCGAGCUUAUUAUCAUGAGGGUGAGCCGGCAUUCCUACUUUUGUGCAACCUGUUCGGGAUUCACGAUGUGAAAAACGAGAAUUCUCAUACGCUCAUUGUGAUCGACGACUCGACUACUGUGACCAAGCAAGCGAGUUCAAGCGACGAUGAGGUUACUUCGCCGGUACCAAAACCUGUCGCUAGAAAACUAUUUGUCGAGGAUGCUUGUUCGAGUGUGGCGCCGUCCGUUCCAAAUCCAUUCAAAAGCAAGAUUGUUCAUCCUUGGAAGGCAAUUAAAAGCAAAUUUAAACGACCAACCAACCCACCCGUGAAGAAGAACGAGGGUGGAAGUUCAUGUGCAUCGUCUUCUCCUUACAAGUAGCCGAAGUCAUCGCCAUUUCAUUGGGAUUGAACGCGGUUGUUUAUGAUUCUCGUUUUG